Odontomachus brunneus is the source of this 4427-nucleotide messenger RNA. RefSeq lists its product as uncharacterized. Bases 295 to 3822 code for a protein of 1175 amino acids. The transcript has 7 exons. NCBI's taxonomy places the organism in Eukaryota, Metazoa, Arthropoda, Insecta, Hymenoptera, Formicidae. The record is from RefSeq and is a predicted model, not a curated record.
CGUGGCGCAGUCUAUUGUAAGAUCCUGCUCAAUUAAUAAGUGACGUGACUGCGCCAGACGUGCUCGUUGUUUCUUUGGUUGUUCUUCUCCUUUCCUCAACCUUGUGACAGUCCCUCGGAUGACAGUAGAAUUUCGUGAAACGUUUUUACCUGAACGUCAGGGAUGCACGCGUGACUGAAAACCUGAAUGGCGUAACACUGUAUAUGGCAUCCUGCGGAACCUUUAUGAGGAUUCUAAUGGUCGCACGGGGUUAAUCCGCCAAGUGAUUGACUGAAAGUCUCCGUUUGGUCGACUAUGGGCGGUGUGCAAAGCGGAACUCAUAAUCUUGGCGAGGCGUUAUGGGUGCAGGAGCGGCAGCGGCAGAAGUGCCAUCGGGAAGGCAACCGCUACGAGUCGCACUCGGCGCAGUCGACGCAGGAUCGCAGGAAACUGCUGAAGCGCACGAGGAGCCUCGCAGUGAUAUCGGAGGACGAGUCUCGGCAGGAGCGAGACGCCCGUCACUUCCGACUGGGCCAGUCGACCUUCGACCUGCCGAGGAGACAUCAAUUGAUACCGAGGGCCAAGCUGAUCGAUCGGAAUUCUCUCAAGGACAGACUCUCCAAGAGUCAGCAGCACCUUACGGACUCUUACGAGAGAUUCAACGAGGCGAGAUCCUACCACUCGCGAUCGACGUGCGGCCUUCACUCGAUCCCGUCGGGUCUCGUGUCUCUUCCAGAUCCGCUGCCCUACGCCCGAGGGAGUCGCGCCGAUCCCGACAGGCUGAAUAUCCUCGACUGGCCGGACCCGCCGAGACGCUACCGCAGUGUGCAAAACUUGGACACGGUGAGCGGCCUGGUCGACAUCGUCGAGGACAAUUGGCCCAUCGAAGGCAAUCGCAGCAUCGAUUGCAUAUACACGCAGGUGAAGCGCAAGCGCAAGGAACAUCGGAGUUUAGACAGCAUCCUUUUCGAGGACGACGGCGAGCUCGAGUACUUCGAUGUGCUAAAUUUACUGCCCCUCUCCAACGUGCGACUGGAGUACGACGAGAACGACUUGGCGGACGGUAAUUUCGAGCGGCUUCGUGGCUCGCGAGACUUAAGAGUGCUCGAGUACCGUGAACCGAGCAGCGUCGAGGAGGCAUCGCCUUCCACGAGCGGCGGCGACGCCACGGACGAGGAGAAGCGUACAGCGAAGGAGAACAAUAUCGUGCGAGACGACAACGACGACGACGACGACGACGACGAGGACGACGAUCGCGGAAAGAAGAUUCGUGAAGACCUCGACACACCCGAGGACACAGGCGCAAAUUUGGCGGGUCGAGACCGUCGGGAAUCCGAAGAGAGUUUCGAGGAGGACUCAGAGAUUAGCACGGCAAACAAGUUCACGGAUCAGCGCAUCCCCUCCAAUCCUUCGUCGUCGUCCUUGUCAUCAUCGUGCAAGUUCAAGCGGGAGCGAUACAAGGCCGAUGUCGAGAGUUUCGUGAUUCCCCCGUGCGAGGAGGAUCGCAAGAUCGACGAGGUGGAGGACUACAAGUCGAUCUGGAUCUCGGACAGUGAAGAACAGGACGAGAUGUCACGCAGACCGCAGAUUCUCAAAGUCGUCGACAACGACGUCACCAAGAGACGACAUCGGCGUUCGGUCGUAGAGAUCGAUGCUGUCGUCGAGGACGUGCCAAAGGACAAGAAGCCACAAGAGAGCGCGAAAGAGAACUCAAACGAGCGCGUCGACGUCUCCUCGUUGAACAAAACGGGCAAUAACGCGCGUAAGGACGGCGAGGUUCGCGGGAAACACGCGGAGAACGCCGCCACACCGACAAAUGCGAGCGACACGGCGACGGUGGAGGACGCGAGGAACUUCUUCGAGCGGAAAACCGCGGAGAGAGAAACGACGCGGAAUAAGCAGAAUGAAGGUAGAUUUGAGAGGAUAGUAAAGGAGACGUCCAAUAUUCUUGGGAAGGCGUGCAGCGUCGUAAAGGGUAGCCUGGGCUUUGAGGCGAGGUCGGAGAGCUCCGACCUAGGUCUCGGUUCGGAAUCCGGCAGUGACUCUCGCAGAAGAUCCAUGGACGACGGCGCUGAGGACGAUCGGUCGCCCCGGAGCGUUGCUGAUAAUCCCACCGUGGCGGCCAACGACAACAUGAGCGACGGCAAAAAGCCGCACACCAAUCUCACCAGGUCGAGAAGCUGCGUGGACUCGAUAGAGUGUCAGGACGACGGCCCGGAGUUCGAUCACGUGCGAUACAAGAUCGUCAAGUCGCACAUGUUCAGCAAGAAUAUGUUCAGCACCGGCCGUGGCGACGUCACCUACGACGGGCUGAUGCAGUACCUGCGCGAAUACUCGUUUCAGGAGCUGCUGAUGGAUAACAACGUCGUUAUCAUCGAACCGGUUCGCGCUGAGCCGGUGGAGCGCAAGUCGACAUCGUCACCGUUGGCCAGGACGGAGCCGUCCUGCAAGGUUGCUGGCACGAUCCAGAAGAAGGCCGAGAGGAGUGGCGAACAAACAGCCGACGACGAUAUCGCCAAAGGACCCAAUAAAUCGAUCAUCAGGAAACACUUCUUCUAUCAUCCCAUCAGGGUGAAUCGCGAGCUGAUCGAUGAGGAACUGCCGGAUCCAGAUACAGUGAGAAACGUAAGACGCAUGUUCGAGAACACAUUGAAGAAGAAGAGCACGUCCGACGCGGAGUUCUCGAGGGACUGCAAGAGCAGAAGGAGCCUUAGUAUGAAAGACCUGACGAGCAUCGACGACGGCCGAUACGACGACAUGUCCGACAAGGCACGCGAGGAAUCCAGAUCCAGAUGCUCCAGCAGGGCGAAGGACCUCACGAGACUCUUCGAGACCAAGUCCGCGUCGUCGAGCGCGUCCAUCGCCAAGGAGGAGCCCGGAAGCCCGCGGGGGGAAUCGAAGACGAGGAUUCUCGCGCAGAGCUUCGAGGCUAGAAGCGGCAACACGUCACCGAGCGACUCGAACUGUUCCAAGAACAAGGUCGGUCGUUACCACCACCAUCAUCAUCACCACCAUCAUCAUCAUCAUCAUCAAAAUUGGGACUCCGGUAGCGUGAGCUCCGGAGUCUCGAGCGAUUAUCCCGACACCGAUGCCGGCAGCGCGGCCCAUUGCACGUCGUCCGACGACGAAGACGUGAACAGCCACGAGGACGACGGCACGGACACGAGCGGCCCGGGCCACUAUGUGUCCCAGGACGUGCUGAGGAAGAUCCGUGAGUGUGGCACUUCGGUGACGUACUACGGUGGGAAAGUGGUGAACACGCACAACGGGCCACUGAUCUCGCCUUUGAUCGGCAACGGCUUCAAGCAGGCCGAUCGAUCGAGCGACUACGUGAAGUUCAAGCUCGUGAAGAGCAACUCAUGCGACAGCAGGCUCGAGUUGACCGGCAGGCUCGUGGAGAGCAAGCCGUUGCGUCGUGAUCGCGACCGCGAACGCGACACCGCCGAUCUCAGGCAGUGCACGAUCGCGGAGACGCCGAGCAUCGAGAUCACGACGAUCGACCGGCAACAGGACGACGAGAAGCAACGAGGGGACGUGGAGUUGGAGCAGAUUGAGCAGGUAAAGCGGGAGCCGCCGGUGGUGAUUGGUUUGGAGCCGAAGAAAGAGGAGGCGAAGGAAUCGAGGACUUUCAAAGCGGACUUUAAGCUGGGCAGCUUGGAAGACGGGUCGAGAUCCAAUUAUCCGAGCAGAUUUACGGCGAGCGCACUGACGAGGUGGGAAGUGAACACCAACACUUGGAGGCCCAGCAAUGAUUUCGGCAAGAUGGAGUUCGAGGAGUUCGAGGUACUCGAGGAUAGCCUCAAUGGGAUUGACAGCCAGAACGAAUACGCGCAAGCAUCCUGAACGGCAGGCUCUCCCUCUUGUAUGAUAUAUUUAUUUCUUCGACGCGGUUUCUCUUCGACGACCGACUGGACGAGGAUUGCCGAAUGAGAUAACGUGAUCGAUGUUUCAAUAUUGUAUCAACGCAAAAUUUCAUCGAGACGUCAUCGCAGAACGACGGCCUCGUGUCUGUACGCAAGAGCGAUGUGUCCAGCCGACGGAAAAAUUAUUUUCCAUGGAACGCGGACACAGCGCGCGCCGCCGAGAGAGUAGAGACUCUCAAGAACGAAAUAUGGCGUUUCUCUCUCUCUCUCUCUCUCUCGCGGCAACGCGAUAUACGAGUAUCGCGCGCGACUAUCGCGCAAGAGGAAACGUUGAUAGUCAAGAUAAUUUAUUAGACACAUUAAGUAUGUAAUCGAUUAGUCCGUUGUUGCAGGUGGAUAAGUCCACACGAGUCAUAUUUCAUAGCAGGCGAUAAGCAUCGACAGAGUGAGCAAUGAGGUUACGGUAUGGAGGAUCCUCAGUGUAACGUCGCACACGUAAGAUUCAAAGCGAGUAUGCGAACACGAGUACGCCGAUGUAAGUUGAAUGUACCAAAUGUGUAAUAAAUACAAUAUAAUGUAUAGAGA